Molecule: messenger RNA, 585 nt
Organism: Haemonchus placei
Lineage: Eukaryota; Metazoa; Nematoda; Chromadorea; Rhabditida; Trichostrongylidae
Source: the annotation of a GenBank genome assembly
AUGAAGCGAAAUGUUAAAGAUGAUAAUGUAUGCGUAUGGUUAAAUGGCAGUCCCGAUGCCGAGCGACCAAUCUGGACACGUUUAUGGAAUUCAUCCAAGAAGCGUUACUGUACUGAUGGUGGCGCCAAUAGAGUUGUGAAGAGAAUUCCAAAAUUGGCAUCCCCUGAUGUCGUACUUGGAGAUAUGGAUUCGAUCCUAACUGAGGUAGCCGAAGCACUGAAACCGACUACACGAUUGGUAGAUGCCCCAGAUCAAGACAAAACUGACCUGACGAAAUGCCUUGAAUUUAUAGCAGAAGACUUCAAAAAUCAUGCAGCUCCGCGUAUCGUUCUCCUUGGUGGGACGUCAGGUCGUUUCGACCAUGUCCUAGCUGCCAUAAAUUCCCUUUAUAACUCAGCAAACCAAUUAAAACUCGAGGUUUACUGUCUUGAUGGUGAGAAUCUCACGUUCGUUCUGGAUGAGGGUGAGCAUUCCGUCAAGAUUGAUCGUCAAUCAGUGACAGGAACUUGCGGUGUAGUGCCGUUCUGCCAAAAACCGACGGUUGUCACAAUGAAAGGAUUCCGUUGGGAUCUCGGUUGGUUAUGA